AUGGCAAGAACAAGAAGAAGACGUCGAGUUACUAUUUUAUCUGAAGAAGAGGCUGGGCAACAUGUUCAAGCAUCUACAAACAGUAAUAAUGGUGCGCAUAUUGAAGAAAAUGGAGAUUCUCAGGUGCCAUCUCAAACAGAAGCAACAAAUGAAGUGGAAGUAGAUGGCAUCGUUGAUACCAUUGAUACGCAAGGAGUGAAGAGAACUCGUGGACGAACACGUCUUGCUGAUGUGUGGGAACUCCCUGCGGAUCAACGGAUAAUUGUCCCCUUUAAUGAUCUUGGACAACCAAUCAAAGCUGCAGGUGGACUUUUGGGCCAAUUUUUGGAUAGCAUUGCUAAGAAUGGUGAGCUUUGUUCAUUGGCAAAAGAUGAUUGGCGAAAGUUUACCAAACCUGAAAUUCAAGAGAUGCUUAAAGUUGUGGAGGGUAAAUUCUACUAUGAUGAUUGCUAUGACUAUUGGGUAUUGAAAACAAUUGCAAGAAGAUGGAGAGACUAUAAAUGUCACUUGAAGUGCAAUAUCUACCAUAAUCAUGAUAUUGUGGAAGAAGUAAUUCGUAAUAGACCAUCAGAUGUAGAUGAAGCGCAAUGGAAGCGUAGUGAGAUCAACACAACUAAUAGAAAGAAGCAAAAAAUCGCGCAUACGUCUGGGACUAAAAGUUUCGCUAGAAAGGCUGAAGAGAUGAGAGAGAAAACCGGUGUUAACCCAACUAGAGCUAAAUUAUUUCUUGAGACGCAUAAGAAGAAGGCGGGGGAGAAACUUACUGCAGAAAUUGAGGCUACAUCUUCAAAACCAUCCCACACCACAAGUAUUGCGUCAGAGAAUGAUGCAUAUGCGGCGCUUUUUGGAAAAGAACAUGCUGGACGUGUACGUGGUAUUGGUACAGGACCUCCUCCAACCCAAGUGUUCGGAACUAGUUCGCGACGUCGAUUUAAUGGGAUGUCAUUCACUUCUUCAAAUAGCGGAGAGAUGCAGGAGUUGAAAUCCAUGAUGAUGACCAUGAUGGCACAAAUUGGACAACUAUCUCUUUAA
Tripterygium wilfordii is the source of this 1032-nucleotide messenger RNA. RefSeq lists its product as uncharacterized. The transcript has 6 exons. The coding region runs from base 1 to 1032 and encodes 343 amino acids. The record is from RefSeq and is a predicted model, not a curated record. NCBI's taxonomy places the organism in Eukaryota, Viridiplantae, Streptophyta, Magnoliopsida, Celastrales, Celastraceae.